Messenger RNA from Penicillium odoratum, 1449 nucleotides. RefSeq lists its product as uncharacterized. Gene Ontology annotation, molecular function: lipoic acid binding; acetyltransferase activity. Gene Ontology annotation, cellular component: mitochondrion; cytoplasm. The transcript has 4 exons. NCBI's taxonomy places the organism in Eukaryota, Fungi, Ascomycota, Eurotiomycetes, Eurotiales, Aspergillaceae. Bases 1 to 1449 code for a protein of 482 amino acids. The record is from RefSeq and is a predicted model, not a curated record.
AUGAACGUCUUGCGCAGUGGGAGCAAUUUCCCCAGUAUCCUGCGAUCCUGCCGAUCCCAGAGUGUUCUCCGCAUUCAAAGCCCCAUCACGUCCGUGCCCAGCCGUAGAUUCCACGCAGGACCAGCUUUAUGGGGGAUCAAGUCACAAAUUUUGAAGGAUGUUGGUGAAGAAGGUAUCACUGAGGUCCAGAUCAUUCAGUGGUACGUGGAGGAAGGGGCACAUAUUGAGGAAUGGAAGCCUUUGUGUCAGUACCAGUCUGACAAAGCUGUUGAUGAUAUUACAUCCCGGUACGAAGGCGUGAUCAAGAAGCUUCAUUUCGAGGCAGAUGAUACUGUUCCAACGGGGCGAGCAUUGUGUGAAAUUGAGGUCGAAGAUGGAAAAUACCCAGAUGAUCACCCACCACAUGAAUCACAAGCGGCCUCAGAAUCAACUGCACCAACUCCCGAAUCGCAAAUAGUGGCAGCAACUCAAGCUGCUGAGGGUUCAACAAUACCUCUUUACUCUCUUCCGUCUUCUGAAGCUAUUCUCGAGAUACCCACAUCGAAACAUGCAUCCCUUGCAACUCCUGCCGUGCGCGGGCUGCUCAAGACCCACGACCUCAACAUCCUAGACAUCACCGGGACAGGGAAGGAGGGACGUGUCAUGAAAGAAGAUGUUCUAAAAUUCGUUGAAACUCGAGACUCUCCUGCAGCAUCUCUCUCAAGUCCAUCACAAGUAUCUAUCACACCAGACACCAAGCAGACCGAGUCUGAGGUCAAACUGACCCCGAUGCAAUCGGCCAUGUUCAAGACAAUGACCAAAUCCCUCAAUAUCCCCCACUUUCUGUUUGCCGACGAGUUAACAGUCAGCGAUAUCUCUUCCAUUCGAAAGAAACUCGCCAAUGAUGCGCGGGAUCCCAAGAAAAUCACCCUCCUACCCUUCAUUGUGAAGGCCGUCUCGCUUGCUCUGAACGAAUUCCCCAUUCUCAAUGCCCGAGUAGACGCCAGCACCCCUGAGAAACCGAAGUUGAUCAUGCGCGCUAAGCACAAUAUCGGCAUUGCGAUGGACACACCGGCAGGCCUGAUAGUUCCCAAUAUCAAGGACGUGGCAAGCCGGUCCAUCUUCGAUAUUGCAGCCGAGAUUUCACGUCUCAGUGCACUUGGAAAGACUGGAAAGCUUACAUCUGCUGAUCUGAGCGGUGGAACUAUCACUGUCUCGAAUAUCGGGAACAUCGGUGGCACCUAUGUUGCGCCUGUGCUUGUGCCGACGGAGGUCGCCAUUCUUGGUAUUGGAAGGACAAGGACGGUACCCGUUUUCGAUGAGGCAGACCAGGUUACAAAGGGCGAGCUGGUGAAUUUCAGCUGGAGUGCUGAUCAUCGCGUCAUUGAUGGGGCGACUAUGGCACGCAUGGGUAACCGUGUGAGGGAGUUGAUUGAAUCCCCCGAGUUGAUGCUGCUCAACCUCAGAUAA